Artibeus jamaicensis (Jamaican fruit-eating bat) is the source of this 4959-nucleotide messenger RNA. RefSeq names its product mannosidase alpha class 1A member 1 (gene MAN1A1). The record is from RefSeq and is a predicted model, not a curated record. Gene Ontology annotation, cellular component: endoplasmic reticulum; Golgi membrane; extracellular exosome. Lineage: Eukaryota; Metazoa; Chordata; Mammalia; Chiroptera; Phyllostomidae. The coding region runs from base 461 to 2434 and encodes 657 amino acids. The transcript is spliced from 13 exons. Gene Ontology annotation, molecular function: calcium ion binding; mannosyl-oligosaccharide 1,2-alpha-mannosidase activity. Gene Ontology annotation, biological process: carbohydrate metabolic process; N-glycan processing.
AGGCGUGCUGUCCUGCUCGCUACCAUUCGCCCGCGAGUCGGCGCACUCACCUAUCCGAGCGGCUACCGGGGCUGCAGGUCUGCUGGGCGGCAAGGCUGCCGGGCUGCAGGCUCAGCCGCUGCCUGAGAAGCACAGGCAACUAGUCCCAGUCCGAGAUGGGGAGAGGGCGAAGUUGACGGGUCCCCUACCCACGCUGCUUUCCUCCCGCCCGCAGGGGCUGCAGCCAGCUGUCUGUCGUGCUUGCUUGUUUGCCAAAGGAGCCACUCCAGGAAGAAGACCCAGAGGGGAAUUGUUAGCCCAAGGGAUACCUGCAGCCCAGCCGAGGGGUUUGGGCGGCCUGGAUGCGCAGGACCCAAACCCGCAGCCGCUGACGCCGGGCGGCGGCGAAGUUUGGCUGCUGGGCGGUGGGGUGCAGGGCCACUGGACAGCGGUCAGCCCGGCGGCCGCGACGGCGGGAGCGAUGCCGGUGGGGGGCCUGUUGCCUCUCUUCAGCAGCCCCGCGGGCGGCGGCCUGGGCGGUAGCCUGGGCGGGGGGCUCGGCGGCGUAGGCAGGAAGGGGUCAGGCCCCUCCGCCUUCCGCCUGACGGAGAAGUUCGUGCUGCUGCUGGUGUUCAGCGCCUUCAUCACGCUCUGCUUCGGGGCGAUCUUCUUCCUGCCCGACUCCUCCAAGCUGCUUAGCGGGGUCCUGUUCCACUCCAGCCCCGCCCUGCAGUCGGCAGCUGACCACAAGCCUGGGCCCGGAGGGCGCGCUGAGGACAACGCAGCAGCAGGGCGAGCCUGGCGCGGCGAGGAGGGAGCGCCCGGGGACCCCGAGGCCGCCCUGGAGGACAACUUGGCCAGAAUCCGCGAAAACCACGAGCGGGCUCUCAGGGAAGCCAAGGAGACCCUGCAGAAGCUGCCCGAGGAGAUCCAAAGAGAUAUCCUGAUAGAGAAGGAGAAGGUGGCCCAGGACCAGCUGCGUGACAGGGAGGUACUAAGGAGGUUGCCCCCGGUGGAUUUCGUGCCUCCCAUCGGGGCGGUUGGCCGGGCACCGGCCGACGCCACCAUCUGCGAGAAGAGGGCAAAGAUCAAAGAGAUGAUGAAACAUGCCUGGAAUAAUUAUAAACGUUAUGCCUGGGGAUUAAAUGAGCUGAAACCUGUGUCAAAAGAAGGCCAUUCGAGCAGUUUGUUUGGUAACAUCAAAGGAGCAACAAUAGUAGAUGCUCUGGACACACUCUUUAUUAUGGAAAUGAAAGAUGAGUUUGAAGAGGCAAAAUCCUGGGUUGAAGAAAAUCUUGAUUUUAAUGUGAAUGCUGAAGUUUCUGUUUUUGAAGUUAAUAUACGCUUUGUUGGCGGCCUACUCUCAGCCUACUAUCUGUCUGGAGAAGAGAUAUUUCGAAAGAAAGCAGUGGAACUUGGGGUAAAAUUGCUACCUGCAUUUCAUACUCCCUCUGGAAUACCUUGGGCAUUGCUGAAUAUAAAAAGUGGGAUCGGAAGGAACUGGCCCUGGGCCUCAGGCGGCAGCAGCAUCUUGGCCGAAUUUGGAACUCUGCAUUUGGAGUUUAUGCACUUGAGCCACUUAUCAGGAAACCCUAUCUUCGCCGAAAAGGUAAUGAAUAUUCGAACAGUACUGAACAACCUGGAAAAACCACAAGGCCUUUAUCCUAACUACCUGAAUCCCAGCAGUGGACAGUGGGGUCAAUAUCACGUAUCAGUGGGAGGACUCGGAGACAGCUUUUAUGAAUAUCUGCUAAAGGCAUGGUUAAUGUCUGACAAGACAGAUCUGGAAGCUAAGAAGAUGUAUUUUGAUGCCGUUCAGGCGAUCGAGACUCACCUGAUCCGCAAGUCCAGUAGGGGACUGACGUACAUCGCGGAGUGGAAGGGGGGCCUCCUAGAGCACAAGAUGGGCCACCUGACCUGCUUUGCUGGCGGCAUGUUCGCACUUGGGGCGGACGACGCUCCCGCAGACCUGACGCAGCACUACCUGCAGCUGGGUGCUGAGAUCGCCCGCACCUGUCAUGAAUCUUACAACCGCACAUAUGUGAAACUGGGACCAGAAGCCUUCCGAUUUGAUGGUGGUGUUGAGGCCAUUGCUACCAGGCAGAAUGAGAAAUACUACAUCCUACGGCCAGAGGUUGUUGAGACUUACAUGUACAUGUGGCGACUGACUCAUGACCCAAAGUACAGGAAAUGGGCCUGGGAGGCUGUAGAGGCCCUGGAAAAUCACUGCAGGGUAAACGGGGGCUAUUCAGGCCUCAGGGAUGUUUACCUGAAACAUGACAGUUACGACGAUGUGCAGCAGAGUUUCUUCUUAGCAGAGACACUAAAAUAUUUAUACCUAAUAUUUUCUGAUGACGAUCUACUUCCACUGGAACAUUGGAUCUUCAAUACCGAGGCACAUCUUCUCCCUAUUCUCCGUACAAAUAGAAAGGAAGUUGAAGUCAAUGAAAAAUAAAAAGACAUUUUACAUUUCACUCUGCUCCAUUCCUGUCACUGCAUACCUUAAUACUUCCUUUUCUGGUAUUCAGGCACAUGAUGAAUUUUUAUUACUAGGUCUAUGAUUAUUCUGAGCUCUAAAUUGUUUUGCAGUCUUUUUAUGUUUAUUAUCAUAGGCUUAGAUGGACUCCAGUUCCUUAUCAUAUCCUUUAUUAUCCAGCCAGUAGAUCACAGAUUUUUUUAAUUUUAUGUAAUCUGUUAUCUCUGGAGUUCAUGAAGGUAUGGUAUCAUUUUUAUUAAAUUGAAUAGAAUGGCAUACCAGCGACCUCUUAAUUACAAUUUUGAUUUGACUGCAAAACUUUAUCCUCCUCCAUGAGGAGAUGUCUGCUUUAAGCUGUAAUGUUUUGCCAUGUUGCAAAAAGCCAUACUAAAUUAAUAUUAAAAAGCUUUUUUUCUUUUCCAUCUCAUGUUCAUAUGGUUUGUCUGUCCACCAGAGACAGACCGUACAACUGUGACAGCCUCCUUCCGCGGGUCUAUCGUUAUCCGAUAGAACGUCUUCUAAAAUACUUCAAGUACAUGUUAAUUCAAAAUAGAAUCAUCCCAGAAGAAUCAUCUCAUACUGACCACAGUGUAUUUUUGUUGGCGAAUUAUACUAGUGUUUACGACUUUGUGAAUUAGUUCUCAAACUUUGCUUUAAACAUUUUCUGUCAUUUCUGGGUCAUGUGCUGGUUAAUUUCUCCCAUUCACCAUCACACAGCAAAAUGAGCUUGCAAGUUCUACAAAUUUCUGCUCUUACUGAAUUAUCUUUUGUAAAGGGAAAUAGUAUCACUCUUGGUGUGUUAGCUUUCACUUUUUACUAACUACACGAAGAAUUGGGUCUCGCCAAAGAGAGGGUGAAGAUUUCACGUGGUUGUUAAUUUGCAUUUCAUCAUUAAUUUUUUUUCUUGAAGUAAGCAUUACAUAUGGAUCAGAUUUUUCAAAGGGCCCUUUCUCAAAUGUAAUGUUACUUCAUUUCAGUUUAUGAAAGCAGGAUUUAAGUCUGAAAGAAGCUUUACCAAUGUAUCUAUUCAUGAUUAAUUGAGGAAAAUGUAAUAAACUUUUAGAUCAUAUAAAAAUUUAUAGUCUCUUUUGUCUGGUUAAAUUCAACAUAGAUCCCCCAGUUCAGAAGGAAUAUGUAGGAGUGGAUGUUCCCAACCCCUUGCAGUCCUGUAGCAGAUCAAAAUAAUUAUCUGGCUCUUCAAAGCAUUGUUUUGAGAUAUAAGUGGUUAUCCCAAGAAUAGAUUUGAUAGAUUUGGUGAUACCUUGUCUUUUUUUAUAUUGGAUCAUUUUAUAUAUAUAUUUUAACCACCCACAUAUUCAACGUACAGCAGUCAAAUAGAUGAGUACAACCCCAUGGACUAAGCUGAAGCAUAUGAAAUUGCUGCAUUUAUAGUUUAAAAAGUAUCCAAUUUCAGCAACUUCAUACGGUUCAACUUAAUGUUUUUAAAACAAUUAUUUUCUGAGAUCUCUACAUACUUAAUUGUUUUAGCUAUUUCAGCUUUCAAAAGUGAUUCAAAAGAUUUCCUUUGUCUGAAAGGAACACCAUGUGUGAUCUGUUCUUGUAUUGUACAUUGCUAUACAAAAUAUAUGUCAAAGAAUAAAUUAAUAAAAUUAGUAAAUGAGAAAUAUCCAUUAAUACAUCAUUAUUGACAUGCUAAUGUGUUUUGAGGCCUCAAAUAGCUUCCACUCAUAUCCUUGGCUCCCAUUAUGAAAUGAAUGGAUAGUAAGAGUUCUUUCUUCUCAGGACUUAGAGGCAAAAUGUAAAAGAUUAUUGCCAAAAUGGGCCAUAUAUAUUUAGAUUAUAAUUUUUAUAUAAAUCUGCACGGACUAACCAAUUUAAGUUCAUUUCUUUGCUCUUAAAUUUGACUUGAGAGAGCACAAAUUUGAUGUGUAUUGCUGCAGCAGAUAGGGUUUCAAUACCAGGUUUAUGUACCUGCCGCACUGUGAUGUGUUCGGGUAUAAAUGGGCGAAAAGAUCAUACUGCCUGUUCUGCCUGUGGCAAGAAAAAAGUUUUCUUCAGUUCGAGAACUUAGAUUUUUUUUUUCACAGAAGUCCCAAAUAUCAAAUAUGUAAACAAGAUAAGAAGUUAAUUUUAUGGUGAUGUAAUUUAAUUAGAGUUAUAUUUUUUGUUAAUUAUUUUAAACAACUGAAGUCCUUAGGUAGACACUGUCUUUCAUUUAUUUUCAGCAAUUUCACCUAAAAGUUGAAUAAUUAAAAUAGCACUUAGUUUUCUCUUUCUAUAUGUGUUUUUGGUUUACUUUGUGCAAUUACUAUUACACAUAUAAGUUCUAUGGCAAUGUAUAGGAGUCGAUGGUUGUCAUAACCCCUCCAUCUGUAUUACCCAUUCUUUACUAUGACUGUUUUUGAUUUGGCCAUAAGUCCAUUCUGCCAUUUCCAACUUUCUAUAAAUCUUUAAUGUUAUGGGAAACAUAAUAGAUUGACAUGUAAUUUUUAAAAGCUAUAUUUGUAAAAUUUCUCUAUUGUGAAUAAAGCCUUUUAAUAUAU